AUGGGCAUGGGAUAUUCAUCUUUGGGAGUUGCAAGAUUAAGGGGCUGUUCGAGAACGCAGAAUUCUAUUUGGGAAAACGGAGAAAACAAGGGAAACAGAGCACGCUUCGUCCCUUCAUCUUCGUCUCUUCACCGCUUCGUCUUCAUCUUCGUCUUCGUCCCCUCAUCUUCGUCUUCGUCUUCGUCAUCAUCCCGUGAUCUUCGUCUUCAUCGUCAUCCCCUGAUCUUCGUCUUCAUCCCUUCGUCCAAGUCUAAAACAGAAACACGCCCUUCAUCUACGAGAAACAGAGAAAUUCCUUGCUUCCCACUCUUGCAAUCUUCCUACACACUCUCUUGGAAGAUCUUGAUUUCGUUUCACACUCACUUGGAAGAUCUUGCUGCUCAGUCUUCUGGAAGAUUUUGGCUGCGAAUAGUACAUCGUGACUUCUCAGAUUUGAUUGAGCAUACGGGAUUUGGGUGGGAUCCUGUUGCAAACACAGUGACUGCCUCAGAGGAUGUUUGGGCAAGUUACUUGAAGAAGUCUUUAGUAAGCCAAAAGCGAAGCAAUUUCGCACGCAAGGCUGAGCGUUUCCAACGAUCUAAAGACACUAUUCAUAGACAAUUUAAGCGUGUUUUGGGAGCUUUAUGUGCGUUAGCACCACGCAUUAUAAGACCACAAAGUCGAGGGGAAACACCUUCUCAAAUUUUGAAUAACCCAAAGUAUUAUCCUUAUUUUGAGAAGUGUAUUGGUGCAAUUGAUGGAACUCAUGUUGUUGCUUGGGCACCAGCUCAAAAGCAAACCUCAUAUCGUGGUAGGAAGAUCCUUAUUACUCAAAAUGUCAUGUGCGCUUGCUCUUUUGACAUGAUGUUCACUUUUGUUUAUACGGGUUGGGAAGGGACUGCAAAUGACUCUAGGGUGUUCAUAGAUGCAGUGAUGAGGCCAGAAAAUGAGUUUCCUUUUCCAGAUGAAGGGUAUUACUAUGUUGUGGAUGCUGGAUAUUCAAACGUGCCUGGAUUCUUGGCACCCUACUGA
Prunus armeniaca (apricot) is the source of this 1011-nucleotide messenger RNA. The record is from the annotation of a GenBank genome assembly. NCBI's taxonomy places the organism in Eukaryota, Viridiplantae, Streptophyta, Magnoliopsida, Rosales, Rosaceae.